AACCUCGAGGCAGCAAAGAAGCACGGUUUCCUCGACCUACUCAGGACUCGACACGCCACCAAUGGCCUCACCUUUACCACGAACACCUACUUGCGGACCACCAUCAACACGUGUGACCCGGAGCUCAUCCAGAACGUUCUAUCGUUCCAGUUCCAGGACUUCGGCAUGGGACCUUUACGACGGAAGAGCGCUUCUCCACUCCUGGGGCAAGGCAUAUUCACCACGGAUGACGAGAUUUGGGCUCACCAGCGUGCUCUGAUACGACCGAGCUUCGUUCGAGCCCAGGUUACCGACUUCAGCAUCUUCGGCCACCACGUCGAUCAACUCAUCGCUCUCAUCUCUCGCCGUAACUAUGAGGUAGAUCUUCAGCAAUUAUUUUUCCGUAUGGUAUGUAUGCAGACAAGUCAGAUUCCUAUUUUAUUUUAUUUUUUUCCCAUAUUUGGUAACUCACCUCCCUUUUUUUGUUCAGGUACUUGACUCCAACAGCGAAUACAUGUUCGGGGAAUCAGUAGGGAUGAUGUCAGAAAACGCAUCGGAAGCUGCCACCACGUUCCAUCACGCACUUGAUUACGCUCAGCAAGGUACCAUUCUGCGUCUGCGACUCGGGAAUCUUAUGUUCGCCCACCGCGACCAGAAGUUCCGGGAUUCUUGCGACACCGUCCACGCGUAUGCUGACAAGUUCGUCGCACAAGCUCUGGAGUACCGCCGUAAGCAAUCGCUUCCUUCUGACGAGAAGGUGGAUAAGGAUGAAGUCGGUGGUGAUCGCCGAAAAUACGUCUUCCUAAACGAGCUCGCCAAGGAUACCGAAGACCCAAUCAUGCUGCGCGAUCAGAUCGUCAACAUGCUCUUAGCCGCCCGGGAUACAACUGCCGGAUUACUGGCUUUCGUCUUCUUUAUGUUGGCCAGGAGGCCCGACGUGUGGGAUAAGCUCCGAGCUGACGUUUUGGGACACUAUUGCGAACCAUUGACAUACGAAGCUCUAAUGGACAUGAAGUACCUUCGAUAUGUGAUACAUGAGACUCUUCGUUUAUUCCCACCCAUCGCUACGAACAGCCGAAUGGCCAACAAGGACACCGUCCUCCCCGUCGGUGGCGGGCCCGACGGGAAAUCGCCUUUAUUCGUCAAGAAGCACCACGUGGUCACGUACAGCACAUUCGUGAUGCACAGGCGGAAGGAGUUCUUCGGCGAGGACGCCGAGGAGUUCCGACCCGAGAGGUGGGAGAACCUGCGCCCCGGCUGGGAGUUCCUGCCCUUCAACGGAGGCCCCCGGAUCUGCCCGGGCCAGAAGUUCGCGCUGACGGAGUCGUCGUACACGAUCGCGCGCCUCGUUCGCGCGUUCGCCAAGAUCGAGAACCUGGACCCGACCGACUGGAGAGAGCAGCUGACGUUAUCAUUGACGCUCAACAAUGGCGUACAAUGCCGCUUGACCCCGGCAGCGGAAUGAGACCUCCCUCUCAACACUCGCUUUUUAUUUGUUUUUAUCUGAUUUGUUUUUUCUUCUCUCGUUUAUAUUUAACAUGAAAUGUCUUACGACGGGGGUUCGUUGCCUCUUUUGAUAUGAGCGGGCAUAAGGGCGGCGAUGAUGUCGGAAUACAGAAAAGAAAAAGGGGAACUUGGUAUGGGGGUUUUGAUAUUUACAGUUUUCUACCUAAUUGCUUAGAUCGUAUGUGUCGCUCACAUAGUGUAAUAUCUUUCGGUUUCGGGGCAUGAAGGGGGAGGGUAUGUAGCUUAGUUUUCCUUUUGGACUCUGAUUAGACACUUGACCUCGCGAUCAAAUGGGCAGGAUGGGGAUUCCCUUUGUUAACCAAUCGGAUUGGUCGUUUAGAUAGCCAACUGAAUCAAGCAAGAUACCUAU
This is a messenger RNA of Daldinia caldariorum, 1855 nucleotides long. Its product is annotated as cytochrome P450. The transcript is spliced from 2 exons. Gene Ontology annotation, molecular function: iron ion binding; heme binding; oxidoreductase activity, acting on paired donors, with incorporation or reduction of molecular oxygen, reduced flavin or flavoprotein as one donor, and incorporation of one atom of oxygen. Lineage: Eukaryota; Fungi; Ascomycota; Sordariomycetes; Xylariales; Hypoxylaceae. The record is from RefSeq and is a predicted model, not a curated record. Bases 494 to 1444 code for a protein of 316 amino acids.